This is a messenger RNA of Prosopis cineraria, 728 nucleotides long. RefSeq names its product cytochrome b-c1 complex subunit 8. Gene Ontology annotation, biological process: mitochondrial electron transport, ubiquinol to cytochrome c. The transcript is spliced from 2 exons. The coding region runs from base 146 to 364 and encodes 72 amino acids. Lineage: Eukaryota; Viridiplantae; Streptophyta; Magnoliopsida; Fabales; Fabaceae. The record is from RefSeq and is a predicted model, not a curated record.
GAGUUAGGACAUUCGAAAGUUUCGGAUCCUAGGGUUUUCACUUUUCGGACACAUUCCAACACCAACGCGUAACUGCAUUUUCUUCUCCCAUACAGAACCGGAUUCGAUCGGAGGAAGACGACGACCGCAGGUUGGAACAACUAAGAUGGGGAAGCAACCGGUUAGGAUGAAGGCCGUGGUCUAUGCUCUUUCACCUUUCCAGCAGAAGGUUAUGACUGGUCUCUGGAAGGAUUUGCCUUCCAAAAUUCACCACAAGGUCUCUGAGAAUUGGAUCAGCGCCACGCUUUUGCUCGCUCCUCUUAUCGGCACCUACACGUAUGUUCAGAACUACCAGGAAAAGGAGAAGUUGGCUCACAGGUACUGAAGAUCUGCAAGAGUAUAUUUGGAUGAUCUCUAUACUUAUCAGAAGAUUUUUGCAUUUUUGUUGUGUACCCUGCAAAUAGCCUGAGACUGGUGAAACUCGAUUUAUAUGGUUGAGAUAUUGUUCUACAAGUUUGGACUGUUACUACUUUUAGAAGCCUCAAUGAUUGUGAUCUUCAUGAUGCUCAUAUGCCAUCAACAUGGUUGAAGUUAAUUUUAUGAUGCCUUUGAUUCGUAAUGUUUUUGUACACUGCGUGUAAUGCAAAUAAUAUCAAGAUUUAUCAGGAAUAUGUGGUGGGCUCUAUACGCCAGAUCGUGUGUAAGGAUUUUGGAUCUCAUAAAUCGUUGCUUUGUCUCUUGUUGGGAAA